Molecule: messenger RNA, 498 nt
Organism: Striga asiatica
Lineage: Eukaryota; Viridiplantae; Streptophyta; Magnoliopsida; Lamiales; Orobanchaceae
Source: the annotation of a GenBank genome assembly
AUGGGAAACCUUGAUCUUCCUCCUGAAGAUGGCUAUACUUGGCGAAAAUAUGGUCAAAAAGAGAUUCUUGGGUCCACGUAUCCAAGGAGCUAUUACAGGUGUACCCACCAGAAACUGUACGGCUGCCCGGCCAAAAAACAGGUCCAGCGCCUGGAGGACGAUCCCUUCACCUUCGAGGUCACCUACCGUUGCUCCCACACUUGCCACGUGUCCUCCUCCGCCCCCACCGCCGCAGUGCCGCCGCCGCCGGCCACGGCCGCCCCGCCACCUCCCCCGUCGCUCCCCACCGCCCACUGGCUCUCGGUGCAGCUCCUCCACGACCUCGGCGGCGCCGGCGCCGGCGCCGGACCCUCCGCCGGAAGGUUCCCCGACUACCAGCUGGCGGUGGCGGACAUGGCGGACGCGAUGUUCAACUCCGGGAGCAGCAGCAGCAACAGCAUGGACUUGAUCUUCUCGGCCAUGGACGACAAGUGGGAUUCAGAGGAGAAAAAGGACUGA